Molecule: messenger RNA, 3378 nt
Organism: Cololabis saira (Pacific saury)
Lineage: Eukaryota; Metazoa; Chordata; Actinopteri; Beloniformes; Belonidae
Gene: dclre1a
Product: DNA cross-link repair 1A (PSO2 homolog, S. cerevisiae)
Exons: 9
Coding region: 263-3034 (923 amino acids)
Biological process (GO): interstrand cross-link repair; double-strand break repair via nonhomologous end joining; protection from non-homologous end joining at telomere
Molecular function (GO): damaged DNA binding; 5'-3' DNA exonuclease activity
Source: RefSeq, a predicted model, not a curated record
UCAUUGUACCGCGAGCGGCAAGUGCUGCUAACAGAGUUAUGUGCAGAACCAAAUGGUAUGAGUAGAAAAUUGCUCUUUAUCGUUAUCAGCUCUUAUAAGAAGCGGUUUUAUAGCGAUAACUAGAAAGACAGUUUAAAGGAAUCCAGUUAUACGCCUAUUGUAACGUUGUUUCAUCCCGCGGGAUGUUAUCAAACAGCAGCUCUUGUUUAAUAACUACGGCUUUGAGGUGACGAUUUCCACGUUAUUGUCUCUUUUGCUUCAAAUGUCCCAGAGAGACGACUCUGAAAAUGACAUUUGGGAAUAUAAACCCCUUGAGAAGAAAAGAAAGGGUAGUGAAUUGCUGUCCACGACUAAGAGAAGAUGCAUUUCCAGGAAGAGCUCCAGGAAGGAUGAGAAGAAGAGAAGAGGAGAGAGAUCUGCAGCUGGUCUGACUGAUGACUCUCUCAGCUCAGAGGCCCAUGAGUUAAUCCAGCCUUUACCCUCCCAGCUGCCUGCUACAACACACACACCCCACAGUGACAGCCAUGAAGCUGAGGGACCAACCACUGAAGACCAUUGUCCAAUAUGUCAGAUGCCAUUCCACAUUUUGGUCGUACAGUCCCAGAGAUGGCAUGUUGCUGAAUGUCUGGACACCCCCAGGGAUAAAUGCAAAGAAUGUCCAGAUGGCGUUCACUGCUUCUCCACCAUUCCCAACCAUUACAAGAAGUUCAGCCACGCACUCCUCGCCCACAGCCGAGCAAACAGCAACACAGCCACUGCCAGUCCGUCCCAGCAGACUGAGACCAGCCUAAAAACCAGUCUCAGUCGUCUCCCUGGACCAAUAAACGAUGGGGAAGAAAACUCUAUUUUCAGUGCUUCACAGGGCAGUGCUCCCAGUCUUUCUGCCUUAUCCAGCCACAGUGGGUCCCCUCGCAGUAAUCUCACUAGAACACCCCCAUCAAAACUUACUAAUGGCCUGCUGUUGCUGCGCUCUCCGAAGCCAGACGAUCUCAAGAAAAAAAAGGGCUGGUCGUCAUCUGCUAAACGCCAAAAGUCUCUCAGUUCUUCACAAGAGAGUGCAAAAGAGAUUUUAUCCACUCAUGUUCAAGAAAAUAUUACAAGUCCUUGUGAAGAUCUACCUAAAGAAGAACUUUCCCCUGAAGAUGAUGAAGCAAUAUCCUACUCUCCACUGUCUCAGGUGCUUGCAGACACUGAAGUCAAUCAUGAGUUUAAAGAGGUUAGAAAGGUUCUUUUUAAUAAUAAUGCAUCUGAAAAUGAAGACUCCAUGAUACUGUUCAGUGACAGUGACGAUGAGCUAUUUGCUGGAAUUAUUGAUAGCACUUUGGACGACAGAAAUAUGCCAGUAAAGGCUCCGUCACCCUCAACCACUCAGCUGGUUUCAGUCUCCUCAUUAGCACCUGCUAAUCAAGGAGCUCCCUCCAUAGUUGCUCAAAUUAGAGAUGAUUUGUCAGGUGGAAAAGGAACAUGUGGCCAAUCUAUGAAUAAUAUCAACAAGGCCAGCAUUCAGUCACCACAGAGUCUUGUUUUAGAGCAUUUGAGAGAAAGUCUUUUAAGCUCACAGGGUCAGUGUAUUCAGACAGAGAAACCUCAAGCGGAUCCCAAAGUCCCUCCAUCACCAAACUCCUCAGUUCCAGGAUCUAAAAUCAUGCCCCCUCAAAAGGGUCACAAAAUGUCAGGUCAGGCUUCUGGUCUGAAACAGACAGACAUUGGGGUGUUUUUCGGCCUCAAACCACUCAAGGAGAAGGAAGCUGAAAGUGGACCGAAAGACCUUGACAUCUCUUCCACUCCAUCAGAGGGUGAGAAGACGAGAAACAGGAGGCAAAGGAGAGAUGGGCAGAGAAGGGGUAAAGCCGACACAACUGCUCUCAUGUCGCAGACUACAGAAACAGUUAAUGAUGGAAGUGUAGUGGGUGGUCAAGGAGAAGCGGGGAAUGUCGGCGCCAGAGGCUGGAGAAGAAGUAGGUGGAGCAGAGCCAAUGCUGGUGAUGGCGCAUCGCGUCCUUGUCCGUUCUAUAAGAAGAUUCCAGGUACAAAGUUUGUUGUAGAUGCAUUUAGCUACGGAGAGGUGCAGGGCAUAUCUGCAUACUUCCUCACACAUUUCCAUUCAGACCAUUAUGGAGGGUUGACCAAGCGCGCCACAUUUCCAAUCUACUGUAACAGAAUUACAGGGAACCUGGUGAAGAGCAAACUGAAGGUGGCAGAGCAGUACGUCCACAUCCUUCCCAUGAACACCAAGGUCACGGUGGAGGGAGUCGGGGUCAUCCUCCUGGAUGCCAACCAUUGUCCAGGGUCUGCCAUGAUGCUGUUCUUCUUGCCAGAUGGACAGACGGUCCUCCACACUGGUGAUUUCAGAGCUGACCCUUCAAUGGAGACGUACCCCGAGCUGCUCGGCCGCAGAGUGCAGACCCUCUACUUGGACACCACCUACUGCAGCCCUGAGUACACCUUCCCCAGGCAGGAAGAGGUCAUCAGCUUCGCAGCCAACACAGCAUUUGAGCUUGUGACGCUUAACCCCCGUACGCUUGUGGUGUGCGGAUCGUACUCUGUGGGGAAAGAGAAGGUGUUUUUGGCACUAGCGGAGGUUUUGGGGUCCAAAGUGUGCCUCUCCAGGGACAAAUACAACACCAUGUGCUGCUUGGAGUCGGAGCAAGUGAAGGAGCGAAUAACCACCGAUUGGAAAGGAGCCCGGGUCCAUGUGCUUCCCAUGAUGCACCUAACGUUGAAGAAACUCCAAGAUCACUUGGCAAGAUUUUCCAGUCAGUAUGACCAGCUGGUGGCCUUCAAGCCCACAGGCUGGACCUUCAGCCAGCGGGUGGACUCAAUGGAAGAAAUCCAGCCUCAAAUCGGAGGCAGCGUCUCGAUCUUUGGAAUCCCGUACAGUGAACACAGCAGCUUCCUGGAACUGAAGCGAUUUGUCCAGUGGCUGAAGCCUCUCAAGAUCAUCCCCACGGUGAAUGUUGGGAGCUGGGAGAGCAGGAAGGCUAUGCAGAAGUGUUUCAGUGAUUGGAUCUUGGAGGCUAAAGCCAAACUGUAACUUAGGAUGCGCUUAAUGCAGCUCAUCUGCAGCCUGGAGGUUCUGCUGGCUGAAUCAGAUAAUUCCUAAUAAUUGAAAUGACACAUGGAUAUUGAACUGUUUUAACACUAGUUUAUUGAUUGGUGCUUCAGCAUUGAGCUGAGUUUAAUUCUCAGCCUUGGCUAAUGAGGAUCUGUUUACACAAACAUGUUUACAGUUAGAGCUCAGUCCCUCAAAUGAACCAUCCUUCUGUAACCAUCCAGUUCAUCACUCUCAUACUCGUACUGCUGCUCUUAAAUGGUGCAAUUUUUAAAUGCUUUUUUAAUGUCAAGAUUUUAUAAUGCUGAGAAAAUAAAUAUUUUAAU